AAUCUUAAAUUUAAUCUGUUAUACUAUACUACCAUGGCAGAGCAAAAGAUUAUAGCAGAAUCCACCAUGGAAGAUGCCUACAAGUUCCUCAAAAUUACCCCAAAUCCAGAUGGAUCUCUCACCAGAAACACCCCAGUUCCUAAUGUCCCUUCAACCCCAGAAAUUGACCCCAAUUCGUCAAAUCAGUUAAUUUCACUUUCAAAAGACAUACCUCUUAAUCCGGCCUCCAAUACCUUCAUACGCCUUUAUCGGCCUGUUUCUCCGCCGAUUAACACUAAAUUGCCGCUCAUAAUAUACUUCCAUGGUGGUGGAUUUGUGCUAUUGAGUGUGAGUUCUGUUAUUUUUCAUGAAUCGUGUAAUGCCAUGUCAGCUCAGAUCCCAGCGUUGAUUGCUUCCGUUGAGUAUCGCCUCGCCCCGGAGCACCGUCUUCCUGCCGCCUAUGAGGACGCCGUGGAUGCUAUCAAAUGGGCGAAAGAUCAAGCUAUUAACGGGGGAGAUCCAUGGUUGAAACAGUUGGCUGAUUUCUCUAAAGUUUUCUUAAUGGGUAGUAGUUCCGGAGGAAAUAUCGUGUACAAUGCAGGUCUACGUGCAUUCAAUAUCAAUCUCGACCCGAUCAAGAUUGUAGGACUGAUAAUGAAUCAGCCCUACUUCGGUGGGGUCGAGAGAACGAAGUCGGAGCUCAAAUUUGUCAACGACAAGAUUUUGCCUUUGCAUGCGAAUGAUCUAAUGUGGUCGCUUGCAUUGCCUGAAGGCGUGGAUCGCGAUCACGAGUAUUCUAAUCCAUUGAUUAAUGAGGUAGAAGUGAAAAAGAAGAUCGAACGGUUGCCAAGGUGUUUGAUCAGGGGGUAUGGAGGGGAUCCACUUAUUGAUAAGCAAAAGAAAUUUGCUAAAAUGAUUGAGUCACGUGGGGUGCACGUGACUCCUCAAUUUCUGGAAACAGGAUAUCAUGCUGUGGAGAUAUUUGAUAAAAAACGUGCACAAGAUUUGUAUGAUUCUAUAAAGGAUUUUGUCAAAUCUAUUUGUGAUGAAAAUGUGGGCAAAUCAGCCAUGUGAUAAUCAGUUAAAAUUUGAGUAUAUGUGUUUUUUCUCCUUUUUUCCGUAA
Molecule: messenger RNA, 1102 nt
Organism: Solanum lycopersicum (tomato)
Lineage: Eukaryota; Viridiplantae; Streptophyta; Magnoliopsida; Solanales; Solanaceae
Product: alpha/beta-hydrolases superfamily protein
Molecular function (GO): hydrolase activity
Source: RefSeq, marked provisional